AACGCGAAGGGGAAACUCCGACACUGGAAGGAACGAGAGUAAAUACCUAAAUACAGAGGCACGGGUCCGCGGCUGGGACAGACACUUGAACUUCAGAUCCCGAGGCAGGCCGGGCUGCGGGGAGAUCAUCCACUUUUAAUUGAAGGAAGUUGCUUCUGUUUGGAGGUGGCUGGAGAAGUGAGAAAACCACAUGGAAGACUCCCAGGACUUAAAUGAGCAAUCAGUAAAGAAAACGUGCACAGAAUCCGACGUUUCAGAAGCUCAGAAUUCCAGGUCUAUGGAAAUGCAGGACCUCGCAAGUCCUCAUCCUCUUGUUGGAAGUGGUGAUACUCCUGGUAGCUCCAAACUGGAGAAGGCUAAUCUCAGCAGCACAUCUGUCACCACAAAUGGCACAGGAGGGGACAACAUGACUGUUUUAAACACUGCAGACUGGUUGCUGAGUUGCAACACCCCCUCUUCCGCAACAAUGUCUCUCCUUGCAGUCAAAACAGAGCCUUUGAACAGCAGCGAAGCAGCAACCACCACUGGAGAUGGAACCCUUGACACUUUUACUGGGUCAGUAAUAACAAGUAGUGGCUACAGCCCCAGAUCAGCGCAUCAAUAUUCCCCACAGCUCUAUCCUUCCAAGCCCUAUCCACACAUUCUUUCUACACCAGCAGCUCAAACAAUGUCUGCCUACGCAGGCCAGACUCAGUAUUCGGGGAUGCAGCAGCCAGCCGUCUACACAGCCUACUCACAGACAGGACAGCCCUACAGCCUGCCCACAUACGAUCUCGGCGUGAUGUUGCCGGGCAUCAAGACAGAGAGCGGACUUUCACAGACUCAGUCCCCGUUACAGAGUGGGUGCCUCAGUUACAGCCCGGGGUUUUCUACCCCACAGCCAGGCCAGACGCCUUAUUCUUACCAGAUGCCAGGUUCUAGUUUUGCGCCAUCAUCUACUAUUUAUGCAAAUAAUUCAGUCUCCAAUUCAACGAAUUUUAGUGGUUCACAACAGGAUUACCCAUCCUACACAGCCUUUGGCCAAAACCAGUAUGCCCAGUAUUACUCAGCAUCCACGUAUGGAGCAUAUAUGACAUCAAAUAACACGGCGGCUGAUGGCACAUCAUCCUCGACCUCAACCUAUCAGUUGCAGGAAUCUCUCCCGGGACUGACUAGCCAACCAGGUACAGAUCUUCAUCCAGGAGAGUUUGAUACCGUGCAGAGCCCCUCCACACCUAUCAAAGAUCUUGAUGAGAGAACAUGCAGGAGUUCUGGGUCAAAAUCCCGAGGAAGAGGCCGGAAAAAUAAUCCCUCCCCGCCUCCUGACAGUGACCUGGAGCGUGUGUUUGUCUGGGACUUGGAUGAAACCAUCAUUGUUUUCCACUCACUGCUCACAGGGUCUUAUGCCCAGAAGUAUGGCAAGGAUCCCCCCAUGGCUGUAACCCUGGGACUCCGAAUGGAGGAAAUGAUUUUUAAUCUUGCUGAUACACAUUUAUUUUUUAAUGAUUUAGAGGAGUGUGAUCAAGUUCAUAUAGAUGAUGUUUCCUCUGAUGAUAAUGGGCAGGACUUAAGUACCUACAGUUUUGCAACUGAUGGCUUCCAUGCAGCUGCAAGUAGUGCAAACCUUUGUUUGCCAACAGGUGUAAGAGGAGGGGUUGACUGGAUGAGGAAGUUGGCUUUUCGUUACAGAAGAGUAAAAGAAUUAUACAACACCUACAAGAACAAUGUUGGAGGACUCCUUGGCCCUGCCAAGAGAGAUGCAUGGCUACAGUUAAGGGCAGAGAUCGAAGGUCUGACAGACUCCUGGCUAACAAAUGCACUUAAAUCUUUAUCAAUUAUUAGUACUAGGAGUAACUGCGUAAAUGUCUUGGUAACGACAACCCAACUGAUCCCAGCACUCGCGAAGGUUCUACUCUAUAGUUUAGGAGGUGCUUUCCCCAUUGAGAAUAUUUACAGUGCAACUAAAAUAGGAAAAGAAAGUUGCUUUGAACGAAUAAUGCAAAGGUUUGGCAGAAAAGUAGUAUAUGUUGUAAUUGGGGAUGGUGUAGAAGAAGAACAGGCAGCAAAAAAGCACAACAUGCCCUUUUGGAGGAUAUCAAGUCACUCAGACCUCUUGGCUCUGCAUCAAGCACUGGAAUUAGAGUAUUUGUAACUGUGUUCUCUAGCUGGAGAUCCAUUUUUUUUAUAUAUAUAUAUUUCAAGUACACUGAAUUUUUAUGUGUGAUUCAAUGCCCCUGGCUUUACACAUAUAAAUUGUCUUAAAGGAUGAAAUCGUAUUUGGAAUGAAAAUUCCAGAAUGAAGAAUUCAGAUUGCUGAAUGGAGUUAAACUUUAGCACUACAGAAAGGAAGCUCUAUGGUCUUAUAUUUACAACACUUUAAUGGUUUUAAAAAAUAAAAAAUCUGUGGAGGUUGCUGGUACACAUCGAGUGAGUCCUAACUGGAAUUAACAGCUUUAGCAAAGACCUCUUACCCUGGCAAAGCACCCAACACAGGCUCCGUCUGACAAGGUGGUGUUCAACAACAUUCCUCAACACGGGAGAUCUUCUCAGCCCUGAGGUUUGAAUCUGACUUUAGCCGACCUAGCCCAGAAAAUCUGAAUUGGAAUGCACUCAGACUGUAUAAGGACAAUCCUAUCUAGACCUGUAAUUUGUGUAAAUUAUGGAUGAAAAUAAUUUACUGUGACUUUAUUAGCAGCUGACUUUGAAAGUGGAUGCAAUUUUUCUUUUCAUUUGUUGGGGAGGGAAGCGGGUGGGCAGUGGGAGUCUAAUAAUGUCUCUUUUUUUAAGUUUGGCAAACAAAAUGUUCAUACUGAUGUGUUGUGCCUUAAAGACAAGACGGCGUUUGUGUGUUACAAUGUAACUUUGGUUAAAAUCUCUGUAGAUAAUGAAAAACAAAAACAACAGCAACAACAACAACAAAAAAACCCUUUGUGAUCAUUCUUAAGAUGACCAAAUUUAAAAUUCAAGCUAUCAAAGCUUAAUACUGCAUCAGCAAGAAUCUGAGUAUUUGUUGCAAUAAGAAAACAAUGAUAAUAAAGGAAAGCUUGUGUUUUAUUUGGGUUCUUAAUAAUUCCAGUAGUUAUAUGAGGCAACUAUUUGUGCAUCCAACCAUAAGCAGGAGGUUAUGGGAAGGUUUGGGAAAGACUGUGGGACCUUUACUUAAAAGUGAAAUGUAUGUUGAAGUCUCGAGUACCCCUUUCUGCAGUUCUUCUGGAGAAAACUAAGAGCCAUAUUCAUGACUACUUACACUAUUUUGAGUUUGACUUCUUGAUAUGUGUAAGUUGUGUCGAGGAAGAUAGUCUCAUUAAAAUCAUAAGCAAAUAGCCCCCAAACUUUCUUAGGCUAUUCCAUGAACAUGGCUUGAAAUUCACAUUGAGUGAGCAUGGCUUAAAAUAAAGCUAAGCGCAUUCAUUCCCAGUGCCAUCGUGAAAAUGAAAUGUCAUCAGUGGUGGAAGGUGAAUGCCCAGAUGCCUUCUAAAGAAAGGAGUGAAUCAAUGAAAAUUUUACCUAGAAUAUCAUCAUAAAAUAUAUUGGCAAGCGAGCCAGAUCUUGGCAGCAAUACUGAAAAUUACAACAGUGAAAUAGUAUCUGGUUCUCCGUCUGAAUGCGUCAGUCCAGUUUCUCUCCCUUAGAGACCCACGCACCUUCAUUUCUGCCCGCACUGUUCCUGAACAAUGGACUGCAUUCAUUGCAAGGAGAACCUGUCAUCGUUGUGUGUGCAUGCGUGUUUUUUUCUUGGUGUGUAGCCCAUGUUAGGAACACGAUACAGGUUCUCCUGUCAUUUUGUAUGACAUGAAAUUUCCCUUGUGGAAAUUUAAGACUUCAAGAUCUAUGAGUGUUUUAAUGGUGUUUGCACCUGCAGUUCUGUGUUUAAAAUGUGGAGGCUGGAAUCCAGCUAGUAGGCAGAGCCCCUAACCAGAGGCUGAUCCAUGAUAGCUCAUCAUCUGAGGCUUCCGUGGCUCCUGUAGGAUCAGUGCUUUGCACACCGAUCACAACAUUCACUAUGGAAAUGAGGUUUUAUUUUCCAGGUUGUAAACCUGUAUUUCUUUACUGAAUGCUAAGACCAUAUUUACAUUGGGCAGAAAGAGCUUGAGAUCCAAUUUUGCAGAUUUUAAGACUGUGAUUUCAUCACACAAACCUUAAACUUAUUCUUUAAAUUUUGUAACUUUUGGCUCUCUCUGCCCCAAGUACUGGUGCAGACAAAUUAAGGUUGCAAUACCUUUAGUAAUAAUGAUAAUGAUCAUCAUCAUCAUCAUCAUCAUCUUACAUUUCUAUCGGCCUUAACUUGAAAAUAGGAGUUGAAAAAAAUCAAAGAGCUGCACUGAUUAUCAAUACUUAAAUUUUGUGCACUAAUACCUUAAAUAUUUAUUACUGUGAAUAAAACGAUAUUAUCUUUCUAGCCAGUUUUUUUAAAUGAUAGAGCUGUGGCAUUACAUCUAGACUUUUAAUUCUUCUUCAUAUCAAACAAGCAAGGCUUCUAAUGUUGCUAAAAACCCUGCAGGUACAGAACAGAACACCCCUUCACAGGCAAAGGAAGGGUCACCGAUGACCUCACCCAGUGCUAUUUCUCGCAUACAUUCUCCCCCCUGAUUGUGUGUUCAGAAGACGCUGCCGGCAUAAAAUCUAGAUGCUAGGUUAACGAACAGCUUGAUGGCACGGCAAUGGCGGGGGCCCCUGUGGGCGACCUCACAGCUUGUCGUGCAGUUUCAAGCGUGCUCAAACCAGAACCCUGCCUUUCCUAUGCUGGGAACGGAGAUCUUCUUCCUUUCUGAUCUAAAAAAACCAAAAAGACAAAAACAAACAAACAAACAAAAGCCAACAAACAGAAAGAACAACCCCUUUGGCAGCUCCCACUUUCUGUUGACAUAGACUGUUGUCCCUUUUUAUAAACCAAUUUGAAAAGUGUUCCGUCGCUGAAAUGAGUUUGCGGCUAUUACAUGUACAAACUUGGUCUGCCACUAGGAAGGGUAACCACCUUGUGUCACACCUGAAAAAUAGCAAAGCAGGCGGCCUGGCUACAAUAUUAUGGCAUACUCUACCCCUACAAAAGUUUGUUAAGUCAAAUUCAGAGGCAAAAAAAAAAAAAAAAAAAAAAAAUUUAGAAUCAUGCAGUUUGUGCACAAAAAAGUGGAUAACUCUAAAAAUGUUUUUUUCCUUAGUCCCUGGUGAGUGGAGAUUCAAAAUAGUGUCAACAGCAUGCUGCAGUUUGAAGUUGUUAUCUUUUUAAGCACAUUUUUUUUUUGAAGAGCCUACAUUCUCAGUGAAUAUGGCAUUUAGUAUUUCUUUCAAAAACAAAUUUAAGCAUCAUGAGCCAAAGUUGCAUUUUGACUCCCAACUAUGGUAGCAUUAUGGAAAUCUCACAAAGUCAAGGGUUUCUGUUAUGUAUUAGUAAAGUAUAGAUUAUUGGGGCCGAUAUAAUUUAAAGAAAUGUAAAUUAAUAAUAAAAGCUUGUAAAAAUAUGUACAUCUUUACUAUUUCUCAAUAAAUACCUUUGGAAAUGUUUUCAUUUUCU
Mirounga angustirostris (Northern elephant seal) is the source of this 5491-nucleotide messenger RNA. It is a transcript of the gene EYA4, whose product is annotated as EYA transcriptional coactivator and phosphatase 4. Gene Ontology annotation, molecular function: protein tyrosine phosphatase activity. The record is from RefSeq and is a predicted model, not a curated record. NCBI's taxonomy places the organism in Eukaryota, Metazoa, Chordata, Mammalia, Carnivora, Phocidae. Gene Ontology annotation, biological process: negative regulation of extrinsic apoptotic signaling pathway in absence of ligand; multicellular organism development; positive regulation of DNA repair. The transcript is spliced from 20 exons. Gene Ontology annotation, cellular component: nucleus. The coding region runs from base 191 to 2131 and encodes 646 amino acids.